This is a messenger RNA of Entelurus aequoreus (snake pipefish), 5865 nucleotides long. RefSeq names its product low-density lipoprotein receptor-like. The transcript is spliced from 18 exons. The coding region runs from base 184 to 2718 and encodes 844 amino acids. The record is from RefSeq and is a predicted model, not a curated record. Gene Ontology annotation, molecular function: protein binding; calcium ion binding. NCBI's taxonomy places the organism in Eukaryota, Metazoa, Chordata, Actinopteri, Syngnathiformes, Syngnathidae.
GUAGCUCCGCCCCAUUGUGGUCCUGUCCCGCCGUUCAAAAUGGUCCAAAUGCGGUCAGAGCGCUUCUCACUCGCAACGUCUACUUCCUUAGCGUGACACGGCUUACUUAGUAAAGGCAGCCCACUCACGCUCGCUGUGACAUCCCGGAGUGGCAGACGUUCGAGUCGACGACGAAGGAAGAAGAUGCUGUGGUCGCGACAGGUGACGUGUUGCUGCCUGCUGAUGCUCAUCCACGCUUCUGCUCUGUCAGCUUACGAAUGCAGCUCCAGUCAGCUGAAGUGCGCAAACGGCAGGUGUGUCACCCGCAGGUGGGUUUGUGACGGGACGGACGACUGUGGUGAUGGAACUGAUGAACUCCCUGAAACAUGCGCGGCCAGAACGUGUCUAAACACAGAGUUCAGCUGCGGUGCCCCCGAGCAUCAGUGUGUACCCCAGGGCUGGCACUGUGACGGCAAAGCUGACUGUGACAACGGCGCAGAUGAGAAGAACUGCACGGCAAAGCAGUGCACGGCUCAGCAGUUCCGCUGCACCACAGGACAGUGUAUAUCUCACAGCUUCGUGUGUGACCACGACGACGACUGUCCCGACGGCUCAGACGAGGCUUCCUGCCAGAAGCCGACAUGCAGCCCGCAGACCUUCCAGUGUAACAACUCUGUAUGCUUGCCCGCUACCUGGCUCUGCGACGGCGACAAAGACUGUGCCGACGGGUCCGACGAGUGGCCCCAGAACUGUGUGGGCAAGCAGCCAGAGAAUAAAACUUGUGCAGUGCAUGAGUUCCAGUGCGCUGAUGGCUUGUGCACACACAGCAGCUGGCACUGUGAUGGCAGCACGGACUGCCUGGAUCACUCGGAUGAAGUCAACUGCACUCGCCCUACUUGUCAGCUCGAUGAGUUCCAAUGCGGUGACGGCAUGUGUAUACAUGGCAGCCGUCAGUGCGACAACCUGCGCCACUGUUCAGACGGUAGCGAUGAGCUCGACUGCCAAGCAGAAAAUGCCUGCGACGGCCCCACUCAAUUCAAGUGCGGCAGCGGGGAGUGCAUCAGCACGGCGAAGUUGUGCGACAAACAGAAAGACUGCCAGGAUUGGUCGGAUGAGCCAGUCACCGAGUGCAACAACAACGAGUGCUUGAGUGGAAAUGGCGGCUGCUCCCAUGGUUGUAUAGAUCUAAAGAUUGGCUACAGUUGUUCCUGCCCUGCAGGAUACACACUUCAGGCGGACAAAAAAAACUGUGAAGACAUUAACGAAUGUGCAGAUCCGGACAUCUGCAGUCAGAUUUGCAUCAAUGAGCCUGGCAGCUACAAGUGUGAUUGUAAAGAAGGCUUUGCCAUGGACCCUGUUACCAAGACCUGCAAGGCUGAGUCAGGCACCAUGCCCACCCUCUAUUUCACAAACAGACAUGAGGUGAGGAAGAUGACGGUGGAUCGUAGCGAGUACGUGCGUCUGGUGGGCGGGCUGAAGAACGCUGUAGCUCUGGACAUGGACAUGCCCAGAGAGAUUAUCUUCUGGGCGGACCUUGCCCACAAGAAAAUCUACAGCUCUAGGUUAGACAUGGCCGCCAACUCCUCCCAACAUACCGUAGUGAUCGGCGAUGGAAUCAAGGACCCAGAAGGGCUUGCAGUGGACUGGAUCCAUGGCAACAUCUACUGGACUGACAGUUAUUUGCACUGCAUCUCCGUGGCAACAACAGACGGCAGCAAGAGGAAGACGCUGAUCACAGAAAACCUGCAGAAGCCAAGAGCCAUCACAGUGGAUCCAAUCAACAACUUCAUGUACUGGACUGACUGGGGUGAGGAGGCAAGGAUAGAGAGGAGUGGUUUAAAUGGAGCCGACCGCAUCGUCUUGGUAAAGGACAACAUUGUGUGGCCUAACGGAAUCACCCUUGACAUGGUCAACCAGCGACUCUACUGGGUGGACUCAAAGUUGCACACGCUCUCCAGUGUAGAUGUAAACGGAGGGACUAGACACACUCUCAUCUUCAAUAAAGAAAAACUUUCACACCCGCUCUCUCUGACUGUCUUCGAGGACAAAGUCUUUUGGACGGACACAAGCAACAGUGCUGUUUUCAGUGCUAGCCGUAAGACAGGAGGGGACAUUACGGAGCUGGCAAGAGACCUGGAGCAGCCAGAGGACAUUGUGCUCUACCACAACCUCAAGCAACCGAGCGGUCGCAACUGGUGCACAGAGAGCAACAAUAUUAACGGAGGCUGUGAGUUCUUCUGCCUUCCUGCCCCGGUCAUUACCCAAAACUCUCCUAAAUACACCUGUGCCUGCCCUGACCACAUGACCAUGGCGCCUGACAUGAGGAAAUGUGUGGCAGUUGCGCCUCCUGCUGUAAGUGACAACAGUGAUCCAGACAACCAGGCUGUGACAAGAGCCGCAAUCACGACUACCUCAAUCAUGCAGCCUCAGAAGCCCAACAUCUCCUCCUCGCUACAGCCUUCAGCCAACAGACAUGCCAACGUGCCUGCGAAGGUAGAGUCGUCUCACCCUUCAGCCCUCUACAUUGCCAUUCCAAUCGUGGUCAUGAUCUUGCUGGUGUUUGGCGCAGCGUUGCUAUGGAGACACUGGCGACGGAGGAACACCAACACCAUCCACUUUCUCAAUCCUGUUUAUCAGAAGACCAUAGAGGACGAGGAGCACAUUGGCAGAAACGACUCGGAAGGCUACGUGUAUCCUCAGAGACAAAUCCUUAGAAUGGAGGACGUUGAUGUGGCUUAAUGGACCCUGAACAAGUGACACACAAAACUAAGGCUAUUUUUCUUUUUCUAAUUCAAUCUUCCAAAGAAGCCAUAGUUUACAUGAAUGAAGGGGUCGGGCAUGCCUGCAGGAUGCCAUGAUGUCAAACCUCAACAUGUCUUCGGAAUCAAAAGGUUCAGAAGAUGAUGCUUUUACUUGCACUGAUAUUGUCUGAAUGUACCAAAACCGUUUGCUACAUACGUAUUUAUUAUUAUCUAGCGCCCACAUGUAACUUAGUGGUGCUGACACAUGAAGUGGGGUACACGCGUAAAGGAAAUUAGGCCGUUGUUGUCUCGAUUUUUCCUGUUUCAAUCAAAGACCGCAAACACCUUACGUCUUCUAAGAUUGUUCUAUGGUCUGAGGUCUGUUAAGAGUGUCCUAAUAAUUGGCUCCAAAACGGGUAGGGCCAAAAAUAUCUGUAACAAAAAUGUUGCACAAGUUUAAUAUUUACGACCAUAACUUUUCAUGUCUGUAGGGAAAGUCAAAACUUGAGUCAUCACUCCGUAAAUUCUGAUGUGGUAAGAAAGUAGCCUGUCGGGAAUCUAAAAAAGCAUCAGGGAUACUUUGAGAAAGUUCUCACCUCUAUCUCACUCAGUAUGUUAUCAGGGUUUCCGCGGGUCAUUAAAAAUGAAGGCCUUGAAUGGCAUUAAAAAGCAAUAAGUUCGAUGUUCAGAGGCAUUAAAAAAAAUGUAAUGUGGUGAAAUGAAACAAGUGGACGAGUAAAGGCAGGCAAAACGGUGACAGAUUUCUUUGGCGUGACCAACAAAGCAACUUCUGCUGUCGCCACCACAACUGGUAACUGCUGCUACCAAUGCAGGAAAAUAAAUAAAUACAAAUACAUUUUCAGAAUAAACAGUCUUGUGAGCCAAUUCUAAUCCGUCAGAGAGUGACAGUUAAUAUGAACUUUUCAACUGUUCAAGAUUAUCAUCGUCAAAAUGCUAACAAUUUUAUCUUUACUGACAAUUGUAAGCUUUUGACCAUGUAUAAUAACUACCUGCAUUAGGACAACAUUCAAUUGGUUUGAAGUGGCAUUAAAAAGUGUUCAAUUAGAUUUGCUUAUACCUGCAGAAACCCUGAUCAUGGAGGACUAGUGAUGGUGGUGAGACAGAAUGCUUAUGUAUGUGGUUUUGUUAUUAUCUUAUUAUUAUUAUUAUUAUUAUUAUUAGUAUCUCAGAUUUAGAAAAUGUGUGUACAAGCCUUAAGACCGUCCAAUGAUUGUAUGAAACGUGACUUAAGAAGCCGAUGUGUUGCACAAAAGCAACUGAAAAAGCCAGAUUCAUUCAUUCAUUCUUGUAGUGCUCUCAGACUAGUAACUGUGGUAGUUGGCACCCCCUUAGCUCAGGGCUAUUCCGCUGAAUUGUUUUAGCGGCCACAUUUCCAAAGAAUAACCCUCCUCAUAUAACAGAAGCGCUGUACUUUUUUUCUAUGAUUUGGCUGCAAAAAUGUUAUAGUCUAUUCCAAGCUUUUUAAACUAAACUUGUCUGGUGUCACUCUGGCCCGUGGGCCGCCUGUUGAAUAGCCAUUCCCCAGCUCUUUACCCCUGCACUGAUGGCUUUAAUGAAUGUUAAGGUUGCAAGUACUGCAAGUGUAUCUCGCACACACUGGGCCGAUCUACUAAAGUCGAAAUAACAUGCUAAACAGCGUGUGCACGCUAUAAAAUGGUGUGUACAAUUAGUGGGCGUGUUUGGUGUGAUCUGCUAAGACUGCAUGUACAAUUGAUAACUGGUGCAGACCGCCCUAUUUAAAUGUGUACUACUGGCUUUAUGUGUCCAUAGAAACACUCAUUUCCCCCACAGUCAUGUUAUCAUGCUCUUCAACAAGCACAUGUCUAUAAUAUGGACCAACUUCUCUGCAAUAUAGAAUCCCAACUAUUUUUAAUUAGCCCCUUAAGUCAUCCAGGAGCUUUAAAAUGAUAAAAUAAUAUUGCUGAAUAGACGAUAUGUUGUUUAAUUUCAGUUGACCCACAAAAGGUUCUGUGUCUUUGCAGCGUGAUCCUCUUCUUUUCCACAGCCAUUUAUUUUCUAUUUAUUUUAGAUAUCAGACACACUAAAUAAAGAUGCAAACUGCCGCACGCAGAACGGUUUUAGAUUUGAUAAAUCACUUUGCACGUACUUAAUAAUUAUAUUUGCAUGUUAUCCUACUUUUGUGGGCUUUCUGAUGAGCAGCAUAUAUUCUGCAUACUCACGAAGACAGACUCUGCUCACUUAAGAGACGCAAUCCUCUGCCAAGAACUUAGUAGAUCAGGCCCGUUGUGUGCUGGCUUCCGUGAGACAAACCAAAUAGGUGGUUUUUAUUGCAAACGGUUAAAGCUGCUGAAUUUCUUGUUAUCAACAAAUAUGAAGAACGUGUUUGAAAUGAAGAUGUCUUUGUAAAUAGACUGUCAAUGUUUUGUAAACAUUCACUUUGUUGCCUUUUCUCUAUGUGUUGUGAAUCGGGAAAUAUUGUGUAUAUCUUGCUAUUAUUUAUUCAUGAAGUGGAUAUCGGAGAAGUUAUUGAUUUGUUGUGGUGUGGCUCAAAAUAUAUAAGCAGUUAAAUAAACCCAAUGUGAUUUGUAUCUGAGCUACAUUAAUAUUGUUUUUGUUUUUUGUUUUUUUUUCAUUUUAAAAGUCUUUUUCUUUUUAUUGCCACUGCUCCAUUUUAAAGGGUAUCCAGAAUGGGAAAUAGCACAAUAUAGAACACGCUAAACAGGUAAACAUUUUGAAUUGUAUUGAGGAAGGCUAGGAAUAAUACAGAAUUUAAAAAAAAAUCAAAUAUAUAAAAAUAAUGAAAUAUAUGUUUUUCGAGUGACAAGACGGCUUAAACGCAAAAGACUUGAAAUAAUGAUAUAAUUAUAAAUCGUAUACUGGUGUUAAUUCAGUCCAACUUUCACACUGUGCAGCUGAUGUUUAUUUUUGUUUGUCAUAAUUGUACAUGAUGUUUUGUUUGUUACGUGUCUUUUUUUUUUGUGAUGACAAUCACAUAAUUUAUUCUGCAUCUUGUUUGUUACUUGAGUAUCACUUUGUUUCCACUGUGAAAUAAAAUGCACAUAAAAAUGGAGUGUUGUUGAAGAAUAUGUGUGUACUCGAUGCACAGCAGGUUGCUUUGCUAGUUUUUUUGGAAUAAUAAAAAAAAAAAAAGUCCCCAAAAUGU